UUUUAUCUAUGCAAGAUGAUAACUUCAGUCAGAAUAAAACUGUGUGUUUCGUGAAUACGACCCGUAGUUUCUGCAAGUAAUUAACUAUUCUACCAUAUAUACUAACCAUGGAGUGUCACGCAGCUAUGCAAAAUGAUGUGGUUCUAAGAACCAUUUUCUCCUACUUGGACUUUAACAAUCUUAAGCAAGUUCGACUAGUGGACAAUAAGUGGAAUUCUCUCUCUGAAAAGCAAUUUGUGAAUAAAAGUCUGGUUUCCAUAGCACUUGGUCUAAAUUAUUCAGAAAACUUAACCAAGACAACAAUUGUUCCAUAUAUUACCCUACGAGGGUACCUACAAGCACAACACAGAAGUCUUCCUAUGUGGGAGGUUGAAAUGGGCCAGGCAUUCGGGGACGAGGUUUCUGAUUAUUUCCAGAAAUUUAAACAUUUCAAAGUCCAUUACGUUGGUGCAUGGAGAGCAUCAGAGCAAUAUGCAAUUCAGAGGGAAACUUCGUUAAAACACUUGGCUCAACUUAUCGAAAUUAUGCGACGCCCAGACGGCUCACUACGGAUUAACUUUGAGUUUGGCAAAACAGAUAACGAGCAGAGAUAUGGUGACGGGGCUGCCAUGGUGACCAGUGCAAUAAAUAAUUGUUCUAAUGUUACUAUGGGUUUGAAGAUGAGAUCUUGUUUUAAUGACGAUUAUUACGAGCCGGAACCGGAAUUGGUACUUGAUGCCUUUCCUCCCGAGACUAAAUUCAGUACUUGUACCAGUAUUGAAAUAAACUCGGCUCAAGUUGAAGAUACCGUCUUAUUUUUCACAAAUUUGCAAAAACUUCAAUUUACGUCCAGAUGUUAUCGUGAUGUUUUCCCAACUGUGAUGGAUCGUAUUGUUCAAAAUUUGGACCAGUUUGAUAAAUUGACGGAUAUUCGAUGCGAAAAAUCCGUCCUCCUAGAAAAUAUCGGAUCCCUGAAAAAACUUUCGACCCCCUUGAAACAUUUACAUCUAAGGAUACGAUGCAAUUUCUACAGCGGAAUUGAUGAUGGUUAUGCAGAACUAGAAGAAAUCCUGGCUAAGCAUAGCUUGACCUUGGAAAGUUUACAAUUAUCCUUCAAAUGGAAAAUUAACUUCGAUGAUGAUGACGAAGACUAUGACGAAGGAGUAAACUUGGGCAAAAUUAGGACGUCAGAUAUUUUCCCAAAACUGAAAAUUCUUGCGAUGACAGUGGUAAAUUCGUAUCGUGGUUCUGUUUCAGACUAUCCGUCGCCAGAAAUGCUGGACAUUUUCGGACUGCAGGAAAUUUUCGAGGAAGGGAGAUUUUACACUAAAUUUCCAUCGCUGCAAUUCCUCAAGCUGCACCACGCCGUCACACCUGGAUGUUCUAUACAGGGAAAUAUAUUUAAUGAUGAAGCAGUAACUCGUUUCCAGAAUUAUGGAAUUGUAUCAAUUUCGCAGACUAAUUUCGUAUUUGCAGAGGAAUGUACAACAGACGAUGAGAAUGAUUAUUAAUCUUGAAUCUACGAUGAUUCAUCUAGUUAAACGGAAGGAUUUUCUUGUAUGGGAUUCUUAUGGCUCACGUCCUGACGUUUUAAAAUAUUAAGCAUAAGUAUUGUCAGCAAAGUAAGUCAAUAUAGCACAGGAUUUCUUCGCGUCAAAAGGCCGGGCCCACUUAAUAACAUUGGGAGCGGGCUGAAAUUCAAUCUGAACAUCUGCUAUUGUCAUAUUUUUCCGACGAUAUUCUGUGGAAGGGCAAAUGCUUCUUCUCUAAAUUCGUAAUUAGUAAACUGUUGGAAAACCUUAAAUACAGGGAUGUAGAUAAAUACAUACACAAAUACUUGAAGCAAUAAAUGCAAUUGAAAUGUAGUUAACAGAGAA
Folsomia candida is the source of this 1856-nucleotide messenger RNA. RefSeq lists its product as uncharacterized. The record is from RefSeq and is a predicted model, not a curated record. NCBI's taxonomy places the organism in Eukaryota, Metazoa, Arthropoda, Collembola, Entomobryomorpha, Isotomidae. The coding region runs from base 108 to 1490 and encodes 460 amino acids. The transcript is spliced from 9 exons.